UCAUCUUCUGUUGAUGAUGCUCUCAAAGAAGAAGUUAGAGCAACCACAAAGAACAAGCAUUCUUCUUCAAUUACAGUAAGCAUGGAUGGAGCAUGGCAAAAGCGGGGUAGUGGUCGUUCGUUUGAAAGUUUAACUGGACAUUGCUCCAUGGUCGGAAAUGAAACAGGCAAAAUUCUGGGUUACAGUGUUCGCAACAAAUCAUGCAAAAUCUGUGACACUGCUGCUGAAAACCAUCAACUUCCUGCUCCCCAUAACUGUAAACGGAAUUGGACAGUUCCAUGCAAGUCAAUGGAACCGGACAUGGUGGUAGAGCUGAUUGGCAAAACAACAGAAAAGGGGAUCCAGAUAGAAGGAUUGGUGGCAGAUGAUGACACUACUGUAAUGUCAAGAGUUCUUGACAUAAGUUCCAACAUCCAAAAGUUGUCAGACAAGAACCAUAUCAAGAAAAACAUUGCGAAUUCUUUGUAUAACCUUAAAAAAGAACACAGCUCCCUGUCUUCAAAAGUAAUCAAAUAUCUGCAAAAAUGUUUCAAUUAUAUGAUUUCUCAAAAUCAAGGAAACCCAGAUGGAAUAGAAAAAGGUCUAUCAGCAUUGUCCUUGCACCCAUUUGGCAACCAUGUGGAAUGCAACGAAGUCUGGUGCCAUCACAAGAGAAAUCCUGCCACCUCAAAGUAUUCCUCUCUUCCCUUUGGUCAGCCCUUGAAAAGUGAAGAGCUCCAGCAAAGUUUAGAGGCUAUUUUCAACAAACUUAAGAAGCACUCAUUCAAGUUGGCCAACCUUGGAAGCACACAGAGGAAUGAAAAUUUUAAUCAGAUAGUAGCGUCUAAGGCUCCAAAGUCUCGGCUCUAUAGUCGGACCAUCGGCUAUCGAGUUGCUGCAAGCGUCGCCCAAAAGAACUUGGGAGAAAAUUACUUAAUACAGGUCAAUAAACGACUAGGUCUCUCACCUGGUACAUAUACAAGAAGACUGGCAACUCAGAAAGGUCUCGCAGCUAGGAGGAAAAGAGCGUUAGAUGUCACCACAAAAGCCAAGAAAAGGAGGUUAUAUCUCAGAGCCAAAAGAAAGCAAACGACAGCUUCGAAAGAGACAAGAGAGCCAGUAAGUUACUGCUCCCAGAUUGCACUUGACAGUAUUAACUUAAAGGAUGAUAAAGCUAUAGAAAUUCCACCUCCUGUGCUAAAGCCAACUCCAGAAGUAGCAGAAUUUUCCAUGGAAAACCCUCUAAUUUAUUUUGACCUGGAAUCAACAGGACUAGCAAGAAGCUCACACAUUACCCAAAUAGCUGCAGUCCAUGGAAAUGAAAGGUUUUCAACGUUUGUUAUGCCUGAAAUUCCAAUGACAGCAAAGGCAGCAGAAGUUACAGGAAUAAGAAUCAUCAACCAAAAAAUGUACAGCCAUGGUGUGCAAGUCAGUGCAUUGAAGUUGUCAGCUGCUAUUGAUGCUUUGCUGGACUUUUUUAGUAAAUUUCAGUCCAAAGUUGUUUUAAUAGGCCAUAAUUUGAAGUCUUUUGACUGCCACCUUUUUUUAAAUGCAUUAGAAUCUUGUUCUAAAACUGAAGCAUUUUCACAUUGUAUUGCUGGUUUUGUUGACACCAGACUUUUGUUCAAAAUUUUUGACCCAACACUGAAAUCAUACUCACAGGAAAGUAUUUUCAAAGAAUAUACUUUGUCAAAUUACAAUGCACAUGAUGCUGUUGAAGAUGUUUUGGCUCUGAAAACUCUUGUUGAAACUGUUGAUAUAGAUAUUUGUAGUGCUCAGUUUUCAGCUGCAACCUUUUCAUUUUCGAGUGCAUUAAGAAGUCAUCUUUAUUGUUUAGAAAAGCAGAAAAAUUGUCCUUCUUUAGAACAUUUGGUGAAAGAUAGGGUUAUCAGUAGGAGCAUGGUUAACAAAAUUGCUGGAAGUGGUUUGAAUUACAGAUAUUUACAGCUAGCUUACUAUAGAAAUCCUAGUGAAGGAAUUCUGAAUCUUUUGUCAGAACCAGUGCAAAACACUGUACGAGUAACAAAAUCUCAGAAAGUGAUUUCAUCAUUAAACAACCAUUUUGCUGCAAAUAUUGAAAGUUAAGCAUUUUAUUAACUUUUACUUGGGUGUACAUCACUAUAAAUGUUACAAGAGGCCCAUGGGCCACAUUGCUCACCUGAGUAACUUUGGCCAUUAUGUCAUAUGACAGAUUUCUUGCUUUGUAAUACCUAUCUUGACCUUGACAAUCCUAAUUGGUCAUGAUUCAAACAAUUAAGAAUCUACACUACCCAAGGAUGCUUCCACAUAAGUAUCAGAUUUUUUAGUCCACUUGUUCUUGAGAAGAAGAUUUUUAAAGUUUUUCCCCAUAUACUUCAAUGUAAAACUUGGAUUCCCUAUUAUGGCCCAGCCCUACCCCGGGAUUCGUGAUUUGAACAAUUUAGAAUCUACACUACCUCAGGAUGCUUCCAUAUAACUACUUUCAGCUUUUUUAGUCCACUUGUUCUUGAGAAGAUUUUUAAAAUUUUCUCCUAUAUAUUUCUAUGUUAAACUUGGAUUACCUAUUGUGGCCCCUCCCUCCCCUAGGGUCAUUGCAUAUGUAUUUAAACAAUUUAGAAUCUACACUACCCCAGGAUGCUUCCACAUAAGGUUUAGCUAGUUUAGUCCACUUGUUCUCAAAAGCACAAGGGGUCAUGAUGUGAAUAAUUUAGAAUCUACACUACCUUCGGAUGUUUCCACAUUACUAUCAGCUUUUUUAGCCCAGUGGUUCUUGAGAAGAAGAUUUUAAAAGUUUUUUAUGCGCCCGAAUUUUUUCGGGGCGCAUAUUGUUUUUGUCCUGUCUGUUUGUCUGUUUGUCUGUUUG
Saccostrea cuccullata (small rock oyster) is the source of this 2821-nucleotide messenger RNA. RefSeq lists its product as uncharacterized. Gene Ontology annotation, molecular function: nucleic acid binding; 3'-5'-DNA exonuclease activity. Gene Ontology annotation, biological process: DNA catabolic process. Gene Ontology annotation, cellular component: cytoplasm. The annotation marks the transcript as partial. The transcript has 7 exons. NCBI's taxonomy places the organism in Eukaryota, Metazoa, Mollusca, Bivalvia, Ostreida, Ostreidae. The record is from RefSeq and is a predicted model, not a curated record.